Molecule: messenger RNA, 4133 nt
Organism: Zeugodacus cucurbitae (melon fly)
Lineage: Eukaryota; Metazoa; Arthropoda; Insecta; Diptera; Tephritidae
Exons: 4
Coding region: 671-2956 (761 amino acids)
Source: RefSeq, a predicted model, not a curated record
UUUUCAAAUCAGUUUUUGGCGGCACUCCAAGCGGUACAGACCGGUCAAAUCACCAUUUAGUGUAGACGUGUGUGACGUGAAUUCGAUGUUACGAAUGUGUGAGUGCGUGCGUAUGUUUAAGCGGGUAAAAUACACGUAACGUAAACAACACACGACGUGUUUAAGGGAAGUAGAAAGUGACACAUCGAAAGUGAAGAAGCUCCAAUAAAAAUUUAUUUUUGAUUUGAUGAAUGGAGCGUUGAGAAUCCUGUGCGCCAAAGGAUAUGCGCACUCAAAGAAGUUAAAGUGAAUUAAAAGCAAUAUUAAUUAAUUGAAAUUAAUAAUAAAAACAACAACAACAACAAAGUGUUUAAAAUGCAAAUGUUAAAUACAAAAUAUCUGAAAAAUGAAAAUUGUGCCAAAUUUGAUUGAAAGAAAGAAGAGUAUACCACAAAAUGUUCGACAUAAAACACUGCUGACCACCGCUAGGGCAACAAGAAUAAAACAACAAAAAGUAAUUUCCUUACACAAACGUUAAACACGUACAUUUCCGCACUUAAAGCAGCCAUUAGGCAUACAAAAAAAGCCCAGAAAUUGCAACUAAUCUCCGUUGCAUGAAAAUAAAAACACAACAACAACACUAGCAAUAACAAAAACAAAAGACAUUACCUUAAACGCAAUCAUUAUCAACAUGGAAGCGUACAACAGGAAUGCCACCCCCAUAAAUCAAAUCACUUCCACUGCCAAAGCCAACGCCAAAGCCACCAUCAGCUUUAAUACUAACACCAGCAACAACAAAAAUCACAACAACACCGCUUCCACCAACAACAUUUCGAGUGGCUCGGUUGUCUUUGAGAAUGGCACAAUCAUGGGUGCCGUCUAUGACUACAAUACGAGCUACGGCAGCAGCAAUUGUAGCAGUAGCAGCAGCACCAACAAUAGCAACAACAACAGCAUAAGUAGUCAUAGAAAUAGCAGCUAUUACCAACAGCCGGAAGGGCAGUUUGCCAGCAUACCGGAGAUUGUAAUCAACGGCAGCUACAACAGCCAUCAGAAUCUACACCACCAACAACAACAACAGCAACUGCAACAACAACAGCAAAAACAAUAUCAGCAAACAGAGGCUCACACGGGCGAUUCAUCGAGCAAUUGUGAUGAUUCUGCCAUUGAAAGCACCGCUCUACUCUCCUCCACCGACAACAACACCAACAGCAACAGCAACGCCUACGCAACAACGAUGAAUGGCGUUGUAGAUUUGGAUAGCGUUGAGGCAACGGACGCUGUGGUGAACGAUGAAUUCGAGCAAUUCCUGUUAAAUCGCAGCACCUCCGAUAGCAACAUACUCGAGUCUAGUAUUUAUAGCGAACUGCAAUUUCCGCCCUCAAUUGGUAGUCUCAGCAUUGGCGGUGGCGUGGGUGCCGCAUACGUAGGUGGUGGCAGCGGAGGCGGUGCAACCGGUGGUGGUGGUGGUGGCUAUAUGGGCUCAUCCAUGGCCCAACAAUGCCAACUGGCAGCCGCACGCGCUCAACUGCAAUUGCCGCCAUUGCCAGCGAUGAGCGCAUCAAAUGCUGCCGCCAACGCUACCAACACGAACAACAACAACAACAAUGCGAACACACACACCAAUGUAGCCGAACUGGCCGACCUGCUGAACACGAGCACCUGUUCGCGUGACUCCUCGUCGCGUGCCAGCAAACGCUCACGUACGCGCAAGUCGCACAAAUCGAGCAGCAAGGCGAAAUGGAAUGCGAAUGUCGCUGCUGCGAAUGCGGCACAGGGUGCUGCCACAGCGGCUGCUGCUGCCGCCACCUAUCCACCACAAUAUGCGGCCAUAUUUCUGGAUCAUGGCAAUAUGACGGCGGCUGCCAAUGCAAUGGGACAGAUUGCAAGUGCGGCGGCAGCCGGUUCGCCAUUCGUGAAUGCACCGUUGGUGGAUGCCGCAACGGCGGCGUAUCUGCAACAACAGCCAUAUCAGCUGAUCACAACGGCGACAGCGCCAUAUACGCAUCUCGGCAGGCAUCUGCACCACAGACGCUUCCUUGACACACCCACCGCUGUGGUGGACAAUCCGGCCGGUGUUAUCGUUGGUGCGACGUCUGUUGGUGGUGCUGGCGGUGGCGUCGGCGGCACUAGACCGGCUGCCAACAGCACAAUGGUCGGUGGUGCUGCCACCGCUGUCAGUUCCACCUUCCGCAAAUGCUUUUCACGUCCCAUUGUGCCCUUUAUCAUCGGCAUAUUUGCGCUUGGCGGCGCUGCGUGCACGCUGGGCGGUGUGGUGCUCGGUGCGACGGGCCUUAUUGAGCACACCACCCAAUACCUGAGCGCCUCACUGCUGAUGAUCGGCAUUGGACUGUCACUGCUCAUCGUCGCCGGCAUUAUUUGGCGCUUGUGCACACCGAGCGAUGCGGAUGAGUGCCCCUGCUAUCGCCUGAUGGAGACCUGCCGCAACUGUAAUAGUCCCUAUUGUAAUAAUCGUAUACUGCCCAGUAGUUAUUUGUAUCCAGAGUUUCAGCAUCGACCGCCACCACCGUCGUACUUGACGUCGUUACACGAGUGUGCGGCCAUUGGUUUAAUCAACGGUGCUGUCUAUAGUGGCCUACGUAUGAACACACCACCGCCGCUAUAUCGUUCCACAAACUCUUUAAGUGUUUUCGUGCCCGGCUCGAACAGCAAUACGCACACGCUGACCACAAAUACAUCCACCACCACCUUCACGCCCACCACAGUCAUGCCGAACAACAACAACAACAACAGUCAACCGCCACAAAAUGGGCCACCAAACUAUAUGCCACCUGUCGCGCUUCCCAACGCGACGACGCCAAUGACGGACCAGCUGCUGGCCGAACAAGUGGCGCUCAUUGAAAAUUUACAAACAACACAAAUGGCACUACAACAACAACAAAUCCAAACACAACAGGCGCAAGCGGCGUUGCUCAAAGAGAUCAACUAUCUGGAAAUGGAAUUGGAAUUGGACUAAGUAGGCAGUAGGGGAAAAGCCAAGCAAAAAUCUAUAACCAAUAUAUAUAUACAACAAGAACAAAUGUAAUAUGUUAGAACGUCAGCUACGGCAAAGUGAAUAACUAAAUACUUGUUUAGCAGUUAGUGGCUAGUAAAAAAGUGUGGACAACAACAAGAAACAACUAUACAUACAUAAACGCAUAUACAUAUAUACAAGUGUUCAUGUUUCAUAGAAAAUGUCUGGCAGCAGCUCAUAAGCUCAUCAGUGUGGCUGGGGAUCUGCUGUCAGACGACUGAUUUAUUUAGUUUUAAAUGUGUGUUUGUGUGUGAGUUUAGCGCUUAAGUUUUAGCUAUUAGCAAAAUAUGAAAUUGAUAUAGUAUAUAUAUUUAAAUUUAAGGCCUGUGCUCCAACACUGAACUGAAAUUGCACUUCUGGCUAAGAAGUCGACGACUUGUAUGUAACUGCGGCAACACAUACAUUCAGACUAAGCAGUUGCAUGCGAGUCUUAACUAAGGCUAUAGGGUAUUUCUAAGUACUAUAUAUAGUAUAUAACAAGUACACAUGUAUGUAGGUGUUUAACAAAUUUAAAUCAAAUUUACAACAACAAGUGCAAGAAGCUGUUAACUUUAGCAAACAAAUUGCAAUACAUGCAAAAAAUAAAAAUACAGUUAUUUAUAAGUGUGUGGCUUGAGAACACUUUACUGUUUAUUUUUGAUGAAUUUCAAUUCUUAUAAAUUCAUAAAUAUUCUAAUGCGUAUUUUAUUUAAAAAUAGAGAGAAAAAAAUAAGAAAAAUAUGCAAAAGCAUUACACAUACAGCCACAACAGUAGUUAUACAAAAAUUGUUUUAAAUGUAAAUAAUUGAAAGAAUAACAAAUAAAUGUACAUAAAUUAAAUAGUAUACAACACAUCAACAGCAACAACAACAAUACAUAUAUGCAACACCGAAAUAUAUACACCUAGUGUUAUCAAUUCACCUGUAAUCGUAUAUAGACACACAUUCAUACAACCAUAUAUAUGUAAACAUGCGUAUGUUUUAUAUAUUUCAAAUAUAUAAAUGUGAAUUUUACAUACAUACACAGCGAUGUAUGUACAUACAUAUGUGCUGGUAAACGCAAAGGAAUAUGUUUCCACUGUAACCUAUUCAUGAAUGUUGUUUUUAGUAUUUUUCUAUGCCAAAUUUUUUAAUAAAUAUAA